This is a messenger RNA of Cordyceps militaris CM01, 2112 nucleotides long. RefSeq names its product fungal specific transcription factor, putative. The transcript is spliced from 3 exons. Gene Ontology annotation, biological process: regulation of DNA-templated transcription; DNA-templated transcription. NCBI's taxonomy places the organism in Eukaryota, Fungi, Ascomycota, Sordariomycetes, Hypocreales, Cordycipitaceae. Gene Ontology annotation, molecular function: DNA-binding transcription factor activity, RNA polymerase II-specific; transcription cis-regulatory region binding; zinc ion binding. The record is from RefSeq and is a predicted model, not a curated record. Bases 1 to 2112 code for a protein of 703 amino acids. Gene Ontology annotation, cellular component: nucleus.
AUGAAGCGGGCGAGGUCGCCGGAGACAAGCCCGCCGCCGGCUGGUGAUGCCGACGGCAGCGCUUCGCACCAGCCCAAGAUUUCGCGGAAAAUACGAGCCUGCCAGGCCUGCCAGCAUCGCAAGGUCAAGUGCGAUCUCGAGAUUGGCCAGCAUCGGUGCGGCCGCUGCACGCGCCUGGAUCUCAAGUGCGUCGUUAAUAAGAGCCUGCAGACGCUGCUCGACGGCGAGAAUGAGUGGAAGACGCAGAUGGAGGCCAAGGUCGAGGCCCUGCAAACGGCAUUGGCCGACGUGCAGCGCGCGCUCAACGUCGGCGGCGUCGUCGUCGUCGCCAACGGCGGCCACACAACAACAACACCAGACAGUCGGCAUACGUCCAUCUCACACGUCGCCGCUGCCGGUCCCCAGCAUCCGCUGCCCGGCCCGUCGCCGGUCGAGCACGGCGGCGGCGCGCACGCGAGCCUCUCGCCAUCGCUUCACCGCACCGCGACGACGGCCAUGACGAGGGAAAACUCGCUCGAGCCCGGGGCGCCCGACAGCGACCACCAAGCCAUUGUCAACGCGCCGAUGGCGAGUCUCUUUGAAGCGACCAAGCUGCGCAACAUCCGCAGCGAUCCCUGGGCGCAUCACCGCCAUGACCGGCAGCACACCGGCGACGGCGACCCAACAACCCUCGCGCCGCCGCCGCCGCCGCCGCUGCCCGAAGCCGACUUUGUCGCGCAGGGCCGCGUCAGCCUCCGCGACGCCGAGCACCUCUUCGACACGUUCCGCGCGACGCUCAACGCGUACCUCUGGGGCGGCAUCGCGCUCGUGCACGACACGCUCGCGGGGGCGCGCGCCUCGUCGUCGAUCCUCACGGCCGCCAUCCUCGCCGUCACGUCGCUGCACACGCAGGACUCGGGCCGGGCGUUUGACAUUUGCUACCCCGUCUUCCUCGAGCUCGUCAGCCAGGCCGUGUUUGACCGGUACCACACGCUCGACGACGUGCGCGGGCUCUGCAUCGGCGCCUUUUGGCUCUCCGACCUCAGCUGGAAGCUGUCGGGCCUCGCCGUGCGCAUCGCCACCGAGCUCAACCUGCACCAGUUCUGCGCCAAGGCCCUGCGCGACAACAACGCCGCCCGCUACGGCGACGAGGCCCGGCUCUGGUACUUUCUCUACGUCUGCGACCACCACUUCAGCAUCGCCUACGGGCGGCCGCCGGUGAUUAGCGAGACGCCCACCAUUACCUGCCACGAGCACUUCUUGCAGCGCCCAGACGCCACCCAGUCCGACUACCGCCUGCACAGCCAGGUCGGCAUCUUCAUCAUCCUCAGCCGCGUCUUUCACGCCUUUGGGCCCGACCGGUCGCGCAUGAUUGGCAACGACGAGUUCGAGGCGCUGCGCCGCUUCGACGCCGACAUGGGCUUCUGGCGCGACCGCUGGAAGGACAAGCUACAGCCCAACAAGUACGUGUCGCAGUAUCCGGCCAAGGGCGUGUUUCUGCACUACCACUUUGCCCGCCUGCUGCUCUUCUCCAUCUGCCUGCGCGGCCUGCGGCCGUCGGGCGUGUACGCCAUGUCGCCGGAGCGCCGCCAGUUCGUCAACAAGGCCAUUGCCAGCGCCACGGCCGCGCUGGACCUGAUCCUCAACGACCCGGACAUGCGCGCCUCCAUCAUUGGCGUGCCGCUGUACCUGCUCACCACCAUGGCCUACGCGUGCCUGUUUCUGAUGAAGUGCCAGGCCCAGUGGCAGUCGGCCAACCUGAGCAUCAGCUACGACGAGGUCGUGCCGCUCAUCGAGGGCGCCAUUGCCGUGCUCAACGCCACCCGCCCCUGCGUCCGACACGUCGCCCACUAUCUCGGCAGCGGUCUCGGCAGCAUGCUGGACAAGUUCAAGGAGCACCAUCACCGCGAGCGGCCCGCCGGCGCCGACGACGCAGAGCAGUUGGCUGCGGCCGCCCAGCAGCAGCAGCAGCAGCAGCAGCAGCAGCAGCAAGUCUGGUCGCAAGGCGAGAUGUGGCCGGACUGGAACGUGUGGAUGUUUGGCAACGGCGACUUGGGGCAGCAGACGCCGCUGAACCAGGACAACUACGGGCUGAACUUUUUGGACGCCCUCAACAACCAGAUGCCGGGUUGA